Molecule: messenger RNA, 759 nt
Organism: Didymodactylos carnosus
Lineage: Eukaryota; Metazoa; Rotifera; Eurotatoria; Philodinida; Philodinidae
Source: the annotation of a GenBank genome assembly
AUGCUGAAAAUUCUGUGCGCCCUCGUUUCACAAACAAUCGAUGAUCAGCUGAUUCAACUGCAAACAACGACACUAUUUUCCGAAUCUGUUCAACCCGAUAACACCAUCUUAGCUAACGCUGAAGCAAUACGCGAACAGUUUGUUAAUACAAUAUCAAACUCAUUUUCAGCUGCACUCAACACGAUACGCACAGUACUUAAAGGUAAUCAAAUUGUUAAUCGUCUAAAAACAAAUUAUCAACUGGCUACACCAUCAAUCAGUAGCUCCGUCACACAGCUAUCUCAUACGAUACAGUAUUUAUCUGUAAAUGAUAACUGUACAUGUUCACUAUCAUCCUGUUGUAAAGCAACUACCGGUGUCUACAAUACGUCUGCUUACAUCGCAGCUUGUAAAUAUGAAUAUACACCAUCAUGUAACAGUGUAAUAGACGGUGAAAUAGAAUUUGAUGUGCCACGUAUUAGUAUUGGCUGUUUAGUUCUGGAUGCUGUUCUACAGUCAGACUUAUCUUGUUUCUACAAUGAAUCUUGUUUAUCUGAAUUAAAGUUUCAGCUAACAGAUUUACCGUCACCAUUGAAUACUACACUGCUCAAAGUCGGCAGUUCAGUAGCUUCUCUACCAACUAUUGGUGAACUCAUUGCGAAUUUGAUGGUGGAGGAAUGGUAUUUUAAUUCAUCCUACGAAUCGUAUUUUGAUCGGUGUAGUCCGCAAACGUGUAAGUUACCUAUACCUACGUUAAACAAUUUGAUAUCGUCUAUAUGA